AAGGAUUAGCUGAGAAUUCGGCCUUUAAUGAAUCAAAUUCACGUUUGGCCUCUUUUAAUGAUUCCACAACAGGAGUACGAUUAACUGUUGAAUUAGUUCUUAGCGGAGCAAAGCAAGUAAAUAAGGCAACAAAUUCCCCAGAUAAAGGAGAGCUUAAAAGAGAAUGA
This is a messenger RNA of Acaulospora colombiana, 167 nucleotides long. Lineage: Eukaryota; Fungi; Glomeromycota; Glomeromycetes; Diversisporales; Acaulosporaceae. The record is from the annotation of a GenBank genome assembly.